GUUCUGGGCUGUUCGUGGUGCUGCCGGUUACUACUAAUCCUGCCACCUGGGGAUCCCGAGCCGGGGCCCACCAUGCCCGUGGUGCUGGGGUUCGAAGGCAGCGCCAACAAGAUCGGCGUGGGCGUGGUGCGCGACGGCAAGGUGCUGGCGAACCCGCGGCGCACUUACGUCACGGCCCCGGGCACCGGAUUCCUUCCAGGUGACACAGCCAGGCACCAUCGAGCUGUUAUCCUAGACCUACUGCAAGAGGCACUAACAGAAGCUGGGUUAACCUCCCAGGACAUUGAUUGCGUUGCUUACACCAAAGGCCCUGGUAUGGGAGCUCCAUUGGCUUCUGUAGCUGUCGUUGCCCGUACCGUGGCCCAGUUGUGGAAUAAGCCUUUGGUAGGUGUGAACCACUGCAUAGGCCACAUUGAAAUGGGCCGCCUCAUCACUGGAGCCGUUAGCCCAACUGUUUUGUAUGUCAGCGGAGGAAAUACUCAGGUGAUUUCUUACUCAGAACAUCGUUACCGCAUCUUUGGAGAAACUAUUGAUAUUGCUGUAGGAAACUGUCUGGAUCGUUUUGCUCGAGUGUUGAAGAUUUCCAAUGACCCAAGUCCAGGCUACAACAUUGAGCAGAUGGCAAAGCGAGGCAAGAAGCUAGUUGAGCUGCCAUACACUGUAAAGGGGAUGGAUGUCUCAUUCUCAGGGAUUCUGUCUUUCAUUGAGGAUGUAGCACAGAGAAUGCUGGCCACAGGAGAGUGUACUCCUGAAGACCUGUGUUUCUCCUUACAGGAAACUGUGUUUGCUAUGCUGGUGGAGAUCACAGAGCGAGCCAUGGCACACUGUGGCUCCAAGGAAGCCCUCAUCGUAGGAGGAGUUGGAUGUAACACGAGACUGCAGGAGAUGAUGGCAGCAAUGUGCCAGGAGCGGGGAGCCCAGCUCUUUGCGACAGAUGAGAGAUUCUGCAUUGACAAUGGAGCCAUGAUAGCCCAAGCAGGUUGGGAAAUGUUUCAAGCUGGACAUAGGACCCCUCUCAGAGAGUCUGGAAUUACACAGAGGUAUAGGACAGAUGAAGUAGAAGUGACGUGGAGGGACUAACAUCAGCAGGGACAGAAUAGCUGCCAAGUGGCGUGCUGAUGUGGGGUGGACUUGGAGAUGCUAUCUAUGGACUCUUAUCUUCUCUGGCAAGUGUGUGGACCCCAUACAAGGCUUAGGGUUCCUGUGGAACACCAAGAUGACUCUGCAAUAAAGAAAUUGUUUUUAUAUGUUGAUAA
Molecule: messenger RNA, 1256 nt
Organism: Phodopus roborovskii (desert hamster)
Lineage: Eukaryota; Metazoa; Chordata; Mammalia; Rodentia; Cricetidae
Gene: Osgep
Product: O-sialoglycoprotein endopeptidase
Exons: 11
Coding region: 73-1080 (335 amino acids)
Biological process (GO): tRNA threonylcarbamoyladenosine modification
Cellular component (GO): cytoplasm; EKC/KEOPS complex
Source: RefSeq, a predicted model, not a curated record